This is a messenger RNA of Thamnophis sirtalis, 451 nucleotides long. NCBI's taxonomy places the organism in Eukaryota, Metazoa, Chordata, Lepidosauria, Squamata, Natricidae. The record is from RefSeq and is a predicted model, not a curated record.
CUGCCCAGGAGGUCAAAAGAUUCCACAAUGGUGCCCGAUGGGUACAUUCAACCAGCUCACGGCUCAAUCUGAUGUUACUUCCUGCCAGCCAUGUCCAGAUGGUUACAUCAGCUUGGAAACCAGAGCUGGUUGCAGGCCAUGUCCCGGGGGCUUCUGGUGCGACCCCCAGAGAGGUUGGCAAGGAGCUUGUGUCCCUGGCCAGUAUUCCCCAGAGGGAGAGAUGGACUGUCAGGAAUGCCCGAAAGGAUAUGUCUGUCCUAAUGGACGAGAGAAAGAGCGUUGUCUAGAAGGUCACGAACCUGAUGCCAGUCACACAUCUUGUGUCCCCUGUUUCCCGGGUUUUUUCUCUACUGAGGGAUCUUCGGAAUGCCAGCCGUGUCUAGCAGGGCAUUAUUGUCCUAAUUUUGGGACCGCUCAGCCAAUCCCUUGUCCCCCUGGCUCUUGGCGAUAA